AUGCAUUAUAAUAAUAAGACAACGCACCUUCAACACGUCCGUGCACGAGUCACAGCAGGACUCAAGCGCCGUUGGCGCGCGAGACGGCUGGCCAACCGCAUACGGGAGCCUCACAACGAGAGCACGAAGCGGGGGCACUGUCCAGUGAAGCCCAGCGAGGCGAGCGCAACACGACGGCGGCGGGGGGAGGGCAGAGGACAGUCGUGGGCGAAGGAAAACAAACGCAAGUCGCAAAGUCGCGCCAUCCGCGCGUCCGGGGUCUUCGGCAAAUGCCGAUUGGCCCGCCAGUUCCGACCGUUCCCGAUCCGACGCGUCAGCGCGUUUGCGACUUGUGUGUUUCGUCCUCCCCCCAUCACCGCGCCCCUUCCUCGCUCUCGCUCUGCCCCUCCCUGUCUCGUCCGCUAUCCACGAGUCUAUGAGCUGCUGGGCGCUUUCGCGUUCCUCCGCGGCUCCAGCUACUCUACUUCCUUGCGACGGGCACCAGCGGAUGCGCCGCCCACUGGCCGCGUAGCGCGACAAGCGCGUAAGGCUAUUUUCGUCGCGCAAGGCUCGCGCCUAUGCUUACUGCCCUCGACAUACGCGCGAGGACUGCAGCCGCCCGGUGACGUCGUCAACGCUCGGCUCUGUUUUGACACUUGCGUGGGCAGGGCUUAUGCUCGCAACCCCUAG
Molecule: messenger RNA, 669 nt
Organism: Peniophora sp. CBMAI 1063
Lineage: Eukaryota; Fungi; Basidiomycota; Agaricomycetes; Russulales; Peniophoraceae
Source: the annotation of a GenBank genome assembly